AUGGUGCAUGAAGUUCAGUCUCGCAUCUUCCGCCUAGUUUGGCAUCCCUCAAGACGGUUUCCUGCUAAGCCAACAAUGUACUCUGCAGCCUUCUCAACCGAGUCCAAAGCAAUCACAUGGAAGCAGGAAAUCAGCCGCUGGCUACGCAAUGAAAAGCAAAAUCUUGCCUUACAUCAUUUCGACUUCGACUUCGACUUCGAUGCACUAUGCGCCAGGGUCCUCAAGCUGUCCGGGAAACAGGGUAUAAUCAACUGUGAGAAGAUGGAAGGAGGUUCCAAUCGAGCCUUCAUCUUCACCUUCAACGACAACUGGCGGCUUGUAGCAAAACUACAAUUCAAAGUUACCGGUCCAGCAACACUCACUGCGGUCUCCGAAGUCGCUACUAGCACGUACCGUACAACAGGCCCACCAUGCUGGGGACCACUGACACAACUGACGGUCACUUCUCUAAAGUGUAAAACAAAACGAGCAUUCCCGUACCGCAGAUCCUGGAUUGUGAUCCUUCAGACCCCAUCGGCAGCGAGUACAUCAUCUCGGAUCAUGCAGCUGGAACAUCAGUAUGGCUGA
This is a messenger RNA of Penicillium odoratum, 567 nucleotides long. RefSeq lists its product as uncharacterized. The transcript has 2 exons. The record is from RefSeq and is a predicted model, not a curated record. Bases 1 to 567 code for a protein of 188 amino acids. Lineage: Eukaryota; Fungi; Ascomycota; Eurotiomycetes; Eurotiales; Aspergillaceae.